AUGUUAGAGCUGGAAGAAGAGCUCGCCUCUAGCAUCAGGCAAUGCGGCAGCCACAAAGAUUUAACCAAUGCCCAGAGGCUUCAUUCUCUAGUCCGUAGCCAUACGCUCAUACGCCACAAUGUCUACCUCGCCAAUCUUCUCGUUCAAAUGUACGGUAAGUGUGGCCACCCACACGACGCCCGUCGCGUGUUCGAUUCCAUGCCCCGACCAAAUAUUUACUCGUGGACGAUUAUGCUCGAGGCAUAUACCGAGAAUGGGAAUCUCGACGAGGCUAAGUGGCUGUUCGAUUCCAUGCCCGCCCGGAAUGCGGUGACGUGGAACACGAUCAUCACUGCGUUUGGACAGGCUGGCCACGUGGACUCCGGGAAGGAGCUGUUUGACAGGAUGCCCCAACCGGAUAUGGUGACGUGGAAUGCCAUGUUGGCGGCAUAUACCCAGAAUGGGCAUCUGGAGCUCGCCAAGGGAUUGUACGACACCAUGCCUGAGCACAAUGUGGUCACAAGUACGGCUAUGCUGCAGGCGUUUGCGCAGGGUGGCCACCUGGAUCGAGCCCUGGACGUGUUCGAGAAUAUGCCCCAGAAGAAUAUGGUAUCUUGGACGGCCAUGCUUGUGGCAUAUACUGAAGCUGGGCAUUUUGAUUUAGCAAAGAGAAUCUUCGAUAGGAUGCCCGAGUGGAACAUAGUCUCGUGGAACGCAAUGCUCCAGGCACAUUCGCGAGGCGGGAAUAUCCAAGAGGCCGAAAAGAUAUUCCAUGCGAUGCCUGACCAUGACGUCAUCUCGUGGACGACUCUUCUUGUCGCACUUGCCGAGGCCGGGCAAACAGACAAAGCCAAGAAGGUAUUUGAGAAUAUGCCCGAGCGUACAAUGGUAACGUGGAACUCGUUUCUACAGAUAUUUGUAGAGAAGGGACACGUGGAAGAAGCCAAGAGGGUGUUUGAGAGGAUGCCAAAGUGGGACGUAGUAUCAUGUACCACGAUGCUCCACGCUUAUGCCCAGAGUGGGCAUCUGGAAGAUGCUAAAUUAAUAUUCGAUCGGAUGCACGUAAAGACUGACGUGUCAUGGGCGGGAAUGAUAUCCGUAUAUUCCGAACGCGGGGAUCUCGAUGCCGCAAACCACGUCUUUGGGGAUAUCCCCCGCCAGCAUCUGCUGACGUGGAAUGCCAUGCUUUCAGCAUAUGCCGAGCACGGGCAUCUUGACGGUGCGAAGGGAAUCUUCGACAGGAUGCCCGAGUGGGACGUGGUGACGUGGACGACGCUGAUGGCGGCAUAUUCCCAGAGCGGGGACUGGGAAGGGGCCGAUUCCAUCUUCGAGAGGAUGCCCGAGAAAGAUUCCGUGGCAUGGACGGCCGUGAUUUCCAUGCACGCUCACACUGGACGCCGCAAAGUGGCCAUUGGGAAUAUGCUCGAGCUCCAAAUGGAGGGCCUUGAGAGCGACGAGGGAGCGUUCUUGAGCGUCUUGAUGGCUUGCAACCACGUUGGUCUUUUGGAAACCGGGAUAAAUUUCUUCCGGUCGAUGAUCACGGACCAUGGCUUGGAUCCAAAGUUUGAGCACUACUGUUGCAUGGUUGAUAUCCUCGGACGCUCGAGCCAGCUUAAGAAUGCCGAGGAUCUGAUCGAUACCAUGCCUUACCACCCGGAUGGAUUGGUCUGGGGAGCGCUGCUAAACGCUUGUCGACUCCACCACGACGUCGAGAGAGCCCAGAGAGCGUCGCAGGAGCUUAUGGAUGCCGACCCCGAGAAUGGUGCCUCGCAAAUUCUUCUGGCCGAAGUUUACGCGUCCUCGAGAUCAAAGCGGUGGCCUCGCACUACGCCCAAGAGAUGA
Selaginella moellendorffii is the source of this 1821-nucleotide messenger RNA. RefSeq names its product pentatricopeptide repeat-containing protein At4g02750-like. Bases 1 to 1821 code for a protein of 606 amino acids. NCBI's taxonomy places the organism in Eukaryota, Viridiplantae, Streptophyta, Lycopodiopsida, Selaginellales, Selaginellaceae. The record is from RefSeq and is a predicted model, not a curated record. Gene Ontology annotation, molecular function: RNA binding; protein binding. The transcript has a single exon. Gene Ontology annotation, biological process: RNA modification.